Messenger RNA from Schistosoma turkestanicum, 334 nucleotides. The record is from the annotation of a GenBank genome assembly. Lineage: Eukaryota; Metazoa; Platyhelminthes; Trematoda; Strigeidida; Schistosomatidae.
AUGAUGUCAACAGAUCCUACGAAAGAGCAUAGUAGUACUAUGUAUCAAAUAAAAAUCAGUGAUAAUUGGUUACUUGCCAAACAUGAUAUAACUGUAAAUUUAUCAACCUUUUCUCAAUGCAUGUGUUUGGGAGAUAUUUUUGAUUCGUCUACCAAUGAACUUAUCAUUGCUGAUUUUAGUCAGUACUUUAAAGAUAUUCAUUUGAAUUCAAAAAAGUUUGAAUUCAAAAUUAAAACAUUUAAAGGGACUAAACUCAUCAAUGAAGUAUUACAUCAUGAAGCUCCUUCUGGAAUUAUUGCAUUUAAGUGUAAAGGGAAUGAUAAAACUUGUUUAG